AUGGCAAUGGCUAGAAAAACACAGAUCUUAGGGGAAAUGGUGACGGAGAUUCAAGCGAGACUACCCUUGAAAAGCAUCGCAAGGUUCAAAUCGGUGUGCAAAACGUGGAAAUCGACACUCGAAUCCGCGUAUUUCCGGCGUCUCUUCCUCUCCCUGCACCAAAACUCCUCUUCCUCGUGGUCGCUGAUGUCCUCCGGAGCAGUAGAACUCAUAGGGUUUCACGGAUGCGAGACGUGGGGUCUCCCAAAGUCUCCAGCUUCUUUCAUCCCGCCGUCUUUCAAACGCUAUUAUCUCGGUGAUUUCGACCAUGUGUCUUCCUCCUGUGGAUUCGUUUUGAUUGCAGACAGCACUGAUGACGGAGGUGAUUGCUACGUGGGCAAUCCAGUUUCACAAGAGUGGGUCAAAAUCCCUGCACUUGAAGGUGAUUCUACUGUUUUUGAUUUGGUGACUCGCUUGGACGAGGGUGGUGUCGUCGUGGGCUUCAAAGUCAUGAGGUUAGCUUCAGUCAAAGCGACGAAUAACUAUCUCUCGGCUACUUUGAGUUUCUCCGUGUAUUCCUCUGAGACUGGGAUUUGGACUUCCAAGAUCAUUCACUGUCCUCAUCAAAUCACCAACCUUUUUAGCAUCACUCUCAAUGGUACGAUUUACUUCACCUGCCUUAGUGUUCCUGGAGUGAUGGCAUCUCAUGAUUUCUACUCUGAAUCCGAUCAGUUUCGGGUUGUGCAGUUACCGGACCAUUCGGAUCCCGUCAACGCCUUCAAACGAGCCUUGGUUACAUCUAGCGGCUCUGUUCUCUAUGUCAGAGUGUUACCACAAAAGGAGGAAACUUUUUUCAAGAUCUGGAGGUUGAACAAUGGUUCAGGGGAUGAUGAUCAAUCUUGGCAGAUUCUGUGGGAGAUCGGCCUCCCGGUUAUCGGUGACUGUGCACCCCUGGCGAUGCAUCCGUUUGAUGUCGCUACUGUUUAUCUAUGGAGUCAGCAGGAUCAUCAUUUGGUAUCAUGUAACCUGCGGACACGAAAGAUCACAGUCCUCAUGGAUGCAGAUAAUGAUGGUCGGAUUGCUUCGUUGACCAGUCUGUUUGUGUCGAGAACGUGGAUCAGUUGUGGCAUCGAAGAUCAUCAUCGCCAGAUUGGAACUAUAGAGUUUCAAUCUGGCUAUUCCCGUUCGUGCUCCCACGUUGGAUGGAAUCGGUGCCUCGUCCUCCCCAAGCUGAGAUGA
Molecule: messenger RNA, 1218 nt
Organism: Microthlaspi erraticum
Lineage: Eukaryota; Viridiplantae; Streptophyta; Magnoliopsida; Brassicales; Brassicaceae
Source: the annotation of a GenBank genome assembly